GAAUAAAAAAAAUAAGAGAAGAGGUCUGAAAGUGAAGGUGUCAACUCAAGUUAGGUAAGCGGCAUAGUAGAGGCGUCGUUUCCAGCUAUGAACGGCGCUCCGAAUGCUAUCGUUAAGGGUUCCGCCCAUCACAAUUCGUCGUCUCCAACCCUCAAUUUGGAUGCAAAAGCGCCACCGCCUGAUUCCUCCCUUCUUUUGCUUACUAAAUCUCCCAGAGAAGGAGUGUCUUACUGGGCAUGCUCAAAGCUUUGUGCAAUUUGCUUUGUUGCUGGAGUUGUUUUUGGUUAUACACUUAGAGGACGUGUUAAGCGUUGGGCUUCCGCACUUCUCAGAAAACUUUAGCUCACUAACAUAAAUGCUUUGCCCUAUGGAUGGAUCACUCUCAUUAUAUUAUAGAUAGUGGUUUUCAUUAGAAUUUAGCUUCCCACAAACAAUAGUUUUGCUAAAGAGUUCAGUGAUACUGAUUUAUUAUGCUUCAUUUCAAUUGAGUUAAAGUUGAAAAUUGCUUCAACAAAAACAGCUUGUUUAUUUCAAGUUCUUGUGUUCCUUAUUUUUGGUUUAUAUGUCAUGUCCCAACUGGAUUAUGUUUUCCACUCAAUGUGGACAUCAUCAUUGCAUAGUUUUCUACCAC
Molecule: messenger RNA, 631 nt
Organism: Arachis duranensis
Lineage: Eukaryota; Viridiplantae; Streptophyta; Magnoliopsida; Fabales; Fabaceae
Exons: 2
Coding region: 88-342 (84 amino acids)
Source: RefSeq, a predicted model, not a curated record